This is a messenger RNA of Limulus polyphemus (Atlantic horseshoe crab), 1416 nucleotides long. RefSeq lists its product as uncharacterized. The record is from RefSeq and is a predicted model, not a curated record. The coding region runs from base 100 to 876 and encodes 258 amino acids. Lineage: Eukaryota; Metazoa; Arthropoda; Merostomata; Xiphosura; Limulidae. The transcript is spliced from 4 exons.
GGCUUCCAAACGUUUCUUAUUAAAUUCUUAAACAAGGAAUCUUGUCCUAAGGACCUCCAAAGCUGAAGAUUUCCCAGACUGCCACAGAUAACUUAAACCAUGAGCAACGUUAGUGACAAUCCAAGAACAAUAUGGACAUUUAUUUAUAUUUUUGUAAUAACAAUAACAUGGGAGUCAUCAGUUGCCACUCUAGAAAAUAAAUUACUUCUAGUGUUCAACGAAAUGCAAAAUUUAGAGCCUAUGACAAGCAAUCGGCAUCAUAAUAAACUAUUAAUAACGAAACGUUCAGAGUUAAAACCCGAUGGUGUUGUUUUGCAGCCAUCCCAGAACAACAGAGUAAAACAACAGAGUAAAAUUAGGAACAUUAACCAACUUGUCGUAAACCUAUUAGGAAAUUCAACGCUUCAACGGAUGAACGAAAGCAGGACCUCUAGUGGUGAAGAUGGUCAUUUUAGUAGUUCCAAUUUGGAGAACCCUGAUUCUGAUUUUUUAAAUAUCAAUAUCAACAACAAUUUGCUAAUGAAUAAAGUGAACGAGUCGAGUGAACAAACUCCUCCUAGUGAUACAUUUGUGGACACUGUGUUGAUUCCUGACAAGAACAGAAUUCACAAGCAAGAUGUUGGAAAUGUUGAGAGCUACUGGAUUCUUUCGUGGAUGGAAGAUUCUUAUACCAUGAGUAUCGUGACGCCCGUGGCAGCAGGUGUCGUUGGAGGCUUCCUGGUUCUGGGCACCAUACUGGUUUGCAGUUAUAUUUACCGAUCCUGUCAUUCACGUAAGAACAAAAUAAGGAAGAAAACUCUAAAAGGUCCUGUCAGAUCACUUAGACCAGCUGAUCGCAUAAUGUUAUUAGCAGAGACCUCUGAUGACGAAUUUUAAAACUUGACUGGGAACAUUAUAUUCCUUUUUACUGGACAUUACUCGAGAAUGUCACCACUAUGAUAACAUAGUCUGCAAAAGACGUUUCUUUGUCGAGUCUGUAGAAAACAACGUUGAGAGAGAUACAAUAUCAGUAUGCUGGUACUCCUUUUCCUUGCAAAAUAGUGAAACUAUUAAGGAAACGACUUGGUGGAAGUUAUUAUUUUAUAAUUCAGACGUAGCAAUACACGUAAAGUUUAACCUGCUGCACUUAUCUCUAUUCUACUCGCUCCUUCAAGAUACUCAGUUCAGAUCGUUUCGCACUUAUUUUAGCUUAAGUAUUUCUUCAACAAACCGUUUUUGUUAUUGGUACUUUAAUAAUAAUCACGGGAUUCAUUCAUUGGCAGUGUUUAUACGUCUUUAGCAUCAACCUAAUAUUUACUUAACACAUCGAGUAUGAUUUUACCUAUUUCUUUUAUUACUUGGUCAUUUUAUAUUGAGGUGUUUAUUUUAAACAGCAACUUUAAAAAUAUUUUACUUGUACUCGAAUAAGCUUAAAAU